Molecule: messenger RNA, 1189 nt
Organism: Eubalaena glacialis (North Atlantic right whale)
Lineage: Eukaryota; Metazoa; Chordata; Mammalia; Artiodactyla; Balaenidae
Gene: IMP3
Product: IMP U3 small nucleolar ribonucleoprotein 3
Exons: 1
Coding region: 140-694 (184 amino acids)
Biological process (GO): rRNA processing
Cellular component (GO): Mpp10 complex; small ribosomal subunit; small-subunit processome
Molecular function (GO): snoRNA binding; structural constituent of ribosome; rRNA binding
Source: RefSeq, a predicted model, not a curated record
GAAACAGAGGGCGUGGCACUGAGCCUUUCUUUUAUUGGCUCAGGGUGCCCAGGCCCGGUUUACCAGUGCUGAGGCGGAAGUCGCGCGGGCGCCGGAACGUGCGCUGAGCCUCGGGUCCUGCAGCAUCCUAGCCGUCGUCAUGGUGCGGAAGCUUAAGUUCCACGAGCAGAAGCUGCUGAAGCAGGUGGACUUCCUGAACUGGGAGGUCACCGAUCACAACUUGCACGAGCUGCGCGUGUUGCGGCGUUAUCGGCUGCAACGGCGCGAGGACUACACGCGCUACAACCAGCUGAGCCGUGCUGUGCGCGAGCUGGCGCGGCGCCUGCGGGACCUGCCGGAGCGCGACCCGUUUCGCGUGCGCUCCUCGGCCGCGCUGCUGGACAAACUGUAUGCUCUCGGCCUAAUCCCCACGCGCGGGUCGCUGGAGCUGUGCGAUUUCGUCACGGCCUCGUCCUUCUGCCGCCGCCGCCUGCCCACCGUGCUCCUUAAGCUGCGCAUGGCGCAGCACCUCCAGGCCGCCGUGGCAUUCGUGGAGCAGGGUCACGUGCGCGUGGGCCCCGACGUGGUCACCGACCCCGCCUUUCUUGUCACGCGCAGCAUGGAGGACUUCGUCACCUGGGUUGACUCGUCCAAGAUCAAGCGGCACGUGCUGGAAUACAAUGAGGAGCGUGACGACUUCGAUCUGGAAGCCUAGCGGGCCUUCCCUCGCCAGGACUGCAUUUUAUUGAUGGGGAAGCUGAGACCUGAUGCCUGAGAUUCUAUGAAGGCGCCCUCCCCAAGAGUGUGUCAGCCAAGAACUUGGCUCCUCAGCUACAGGCCCUCACAGAGCCAAAGGGUACGCCCUUUUUCCACAAAAUUUUCUUAGCCUUUGGACAAUUGGUAAUUAAAUGACUGCCUUAAGAGACAAUGGGAAGCGGUUUUGCGCUGCCCUAGGGAAUUGUUACAUUCUUGUACCUGAAACAUUGUAGUGUGAAAGCAAUGACUUUUGGGGGGGGCUACCCCCGCCCCCAGCUUUCCUUUCAUUUCUUUGUAGCAGGACAGUUUAGUUUAAUUUAUAUUUAACCCGAAUUCUUGCGCUUGUUCGUGACUAAGCUGUGUACAGAUGUUGGAGAGUUUGGUCUCAAGUUUUCAUAAAAUGGAUGAGAUUUUAGUGUUUAGAGUCCUUUCUCUUGUUUAAAGGAAUGCUCUC